This is a messenger RNA of Aspergillus oryzae RIB40, 846 nucleotides long. Its product is annotated as lipase family protein. Gene Ontology annotation, biological process: lipid metabolic process. The record is from RefSeq and is a predicted model, not a curated record. The transcript has 2 exons. NCBI's taxonomy places the organism in Eukaryota, Fungi, Ascomycota, Eurotiomycetes, Eurotiales, Aspergillaceae. Bases 1 to 846 code for a protein of 281 amino acids.
AUGAAGAACUUUUUUUCAAUGCACGCAAUCCUUCUCGCGUGCUCAGCAGGAGCAGGCCUCGCUGCAAUCACUCAGGGGAUCUCUGAGGGCACUUAUAGUCGCAUUGUCGAAAUGGCAACCAUCUCUCAAGCUGCCUACGCAAACCUGUGUAAUAUUCCACCAGCAAUCACCAGUGCGGGAAAGAUCUACAAUGCAGAGACGGAUAUCAACGGGUGGGUUCUUCGAGACGAUAGCCGUCAAGAAAUAAUCACUGUUUUCCGUGGAACGGGAAGUGACACAAACCUGCAGCUCGACACCAACUAUACGCAGGCACCUUUUGAUACGCUCCCUCAAUGUAGCGGGUGUGCUGUUCACGGAGGGUACUAUGUUGGUUGGGUAUCUGUGAAGGAUCAGGUCGAGGGCCUUAUUCAUCAGCAGGCGAGUCAAUAUCCCGACUAUAGUCUGGUAGUUACUGGACAUAGCCUGGGUGCCUCGAUGGCUGCAAUCACCGCGGCUCAGCUUUCUGCCACAUACAACAAUAUUACCGUCUACACAUUUGGUGAACCUCGAACUGGUAACCAGGCCUACGCGUCAUAUGUUGACGAGACCUUCCAAGCUACAAACCCGGAUGCAACAAAGUUCUAUCGCGUUACUCACACUAACGAUGGUAUUCCCAACCUGCCUCCCACUUCGCAGGGUUACGUUCACCACGGUACAGAAUACUGGAGUGUGGAACCCCACGGGCCCCAGAACAUGUAUCUCUGUCUGGGAGACGAAGUUCAAUGCUGCGAAGCGCAAGGAGGACAAGGAGUUAAUGACGCGCAUGUGACCUACUUUGGAAUGGCAAGCGGAGCCUGUACAUGGUAG